This is a messenger RNA of Orbicella faveolata, 714 nucleotides long. Its product is annotated as gelsolin-like protein 1. Gene Ontology annotation, biological process: actin polymerization or depolymerization. The record is from RefSeq and is a predicted model, not a curated record. NCBI's taxonomy places the organism in Eukaryota, Metazoa, Cnidaria, Anthozoa, Scleractinia, Merulinidae. Gene Ontology annotation, molecular function: actin filament binding. Gene Ontology annotation, cellular component: actin cytoskeleton; cytoplasm.
UGUCGACCAAUAACUAUACUUCACAAACAGCACUGGUCGCUUGGCAUUUUGCUACAGUGGGAACACCUUUACUUGUGAUAGUACAGUUUUCUUGGAAGUACGGGUCUGAAGUGGAGAAAUGGCAGGACUUAGGAAGGCUAAAAAGUUUGACUGGAAGGACUCAAAUUUGGCGCUGUUCGGUUCUGACACGGAGAAAAAUGUUAAGAAAAGUUCUGCAAUGACAGAGAAAGCCUGGAAAGGGUGUGGACAGAAAGUCGGCAUAAAGAUCUGGAGAAUUGUCAACUUUAAGGUAGUAGACUGGCCUGUGGAAGAUUAUGGGAAAUUUUUUGAAGGAGACUCGUACGUCAUUCUUCACACUUACAAAAAGGAUCCAAGUAGUGAGGAGCUUGACUAUGAUGUCCACUUUUGGAUCGGCAAGUAUUCAACUCAGGAUGAGUAUGGCACAGCUGCAUACAAGACAGUUGAACUUGAUACCUUUUUGGAUGAUAAACCUGUCCAGCAUCGUGAGGUAAUGGAUUACGAGUCUGAACGAUUUAGGUCUUACUUCAAGGCUAUUUCCAAGAUGAAGGGAGGGUAAGUGAAAUGCAGUUAGGAUGAUAGACCUUUUCAAAGUCCUUCGAGGUUGUAGGUAAUCCUGCCACAAAGGACUUUUAGCACCUGUCAAUUUUCCUCUGUGCCAUUUGUCCAAUAACUAGCAUGAAUUUUAAGUGAAUC